This is a messenger RNA of Mycena citricolor, 4884 nucleotides long. The record is from the annotation of a GenBank genome assembly. Lineage: Eukaryota; Fungi; Basidiomycota; Agaricomycetes; Agaricales; Mycenaceae.
AUGAAGCUUUCCCAAGUAAAUGCGGCCACUGCCACACAUGGCUUUGCGCGGAAUUCCAUCUGGCUUUGGGAUCAAGUCGCUAAAGAGGAAGACGGCAGGGUCGCUGUUACCCUUACCCUUGAGCCCACCGAAGCUAUCAGAUCAAUCUAUGAGCGUCCAUUCCAUCUUACCUUUGAGGUUUCGCUGGGUGAAUAUGACCUUUCCACGGAAUUGCACGUCAAAAACACUGCGACUGCUACGGAUUCUACUCCGAAUUAUCUCGAAUUCCAAGCCCUCUUCCACAAUUACAUUCUCGUUGCCCCAGCUGACGUCGGCGACGUCCGGGUUACCCCCUUGCAAAACCUUACGUAUUUUGACAAGACGGAGGCGACUGACGAAGGAAAGGCCACUGGCAAGAUCGAAAGCAGAGCUGGCGUGGAUGUCAAGAAGUUUACCGAUUCCGUUUACCAAGAUGCUCCACAAAAUUACGAAAUUACGUGGCCAGGCUCUGGCAUCGCCAUCAAAACGACCAAUCUGAAAGAUGUGGUUGUCUGGAAUCCUCAAGCCGAAGCUGGAAGCAAGAUUGGAGAUAUGGAGAAGGGAGGCUGGGAGAAAUUCAUCUGUUGCGAGCCUGGUCACGUCCGGGGCUUUUCCAAGGUGGCUCCCGGAAUGACCUGGUCUGGGAAGCAAGUCAUGUCGGUCAUCCAGCAUGCCAGACGGCAUCAAUUUAUCAAAUUUAAAGCCAAGUUUACUUGCGUCCACUUUUAUGGAUUUCACUCGGCAUACUCUCCCUUCCUCAAAGUCUACAUCAACGAUCCCGCUUUCUAUAAUCGCGCUGUGACCAUCAUGCGUUCCGGAUCAGUUCUUAGAACACACUUCCGGAUAUUUGAAAGCCAUCUCAGCUUCACCUUGCAGUUUAUGGCCGACUUCGGGCUUUAUGGAUGCGGGACAUUAGAACUGAGCCAUGUCCUGCAACGAGAGCAGACCCGGAGCGACGAUGACGAAGAUGUGCCUAGUUUUGACUGGGACCCUUCGCCCUAUGUGAGGCAAACGAAGAUGCCGCUAGAAGUAGAUGCCGCAGGCUGUCAUAUUCUCAAUCGACAUCGCAUCGGCGCUCGAAACAUUCAUCACAAACUUGUGAUCACCGCUCCGGGGCCCCCAACCCUUCCAUCGGAGCCACUGGUGCUGAGUGUUCGCGAGUUGUGGGACGACGAGCGAAAACGCCGAAUCGCCCGGGGGCAAGAUCCGUCUCCUGAGAUGCCCAAAGACCCGAGCGAAUCAUCUCGAAGCGCGCGAAGUGAAUGGGUUGCAGAAGCACGCUGGUGGCAGCAAGUGCACCAACGCAUUGAAGCCGAGCGGUCGCUCGUCCCCACACCACAAACGCAGAACGACUGGGAAAAUUGGGUUAUGACUACGUUCGAGAGCAUCGAAGCACUGUGGGAGGACCCCUGGAGAAUAUGGAAGCCUGUGAUACCCGCUGCCCACGAAGCUGAGGCUCUCGAAGGCGACCCUGAGCCUGAGGAAGACAUCGAUAUCGACGAGUCUUUUUCGGCCGAUCACCUGAGCCAGCUCGUCCAGAAAGAAGCUGAAUGGCAGCGAGAGUUAAACCACGAUAGCCCCCCGCCCGAAGAGCAGGACGGAGAGGAGGAUCUGGGCAGCCUUCUGGAAGAAGAGAGUGAUCCAGACUCUGACGACGACAAAGUGAAGGCGGAAUCAAUGCAUCCACGCGACAGUCCUCCUGAUUUGGAUCACCUCGCCGCAUUCGAAGAUCCGCCCUCUCCCUCGCGCCCGAGCUCGCAGGACGUUGAAGCUCUGCAACUAACGGGAAACAGUCCAGCGCGAUCUCCGUCUUUCGAUGUCACGAGCGAACCGCCACAGAAGAAACGCCGUCUCGAGACCAGCCGGAUGUCUUUCCCGACAGGUCGGAUCGCGGCGCACAAAGCCAUGACGAUCGUCGCGGGAGAAAGCAAAAGGGUCAGCCUGAAUCAGCACAUUUAUUCUCUGCCUGCCCCGUCAGUGCUCGACUUGACGAAUACGCUCGAUACGUUCAACAUAGCCACCAAGCUCUAUCAAAGCCCCUAUUAUUCGAUCGACGCUGACGUGCCAGAUAAGCCUCGCGAAUACGGAGGGUUCAUCUUCCACCUAGCAGGCAGCAGCGAUACAACCGAGUACUUGGACGAAUGGCAGGGGCACCAGCCAGUGGACAACGACUACCGGGAGCCGACGGAUGUGUUUCCAGGGGGGUGGGAGUAUGCGAAGAGCCCGCCCAGUGCUAGACAGGUCAAGAACUGGUUGCUGUCCGAGCGCGGGAAAACAACCGCGAAGAGGCGUGGGAGCGCGCGCUCUCAGAUCGAAGGCCCGACGAUGGCUAACAUCUAUGGAUUGAAGACACUGGCUGUCAAGGGAGAUACUGUUAACUCAGUCCGCGAGAAACAAAGCAUGACCAUCCUCGCUCUAGAGGUGUACGCACCGUCAUUGAAGCAUCCCUCUUCGGAAACAGACGCGAUCGUCGCUGCCUUCUAUGCGUUUCAAGACGGAAAUUCAUCCGUGUCUCGCGGCAUGGUCAUGACUUCGGACCAACAGGAAAAGUUCGCUUCCGAUGUCACUUGCGUAACCGACGAACUGGACCUUCUGAAUCACAUCGUGGACCUUGUGCUGAAGCUGGAUCCGGACAUUCUCACGGGGUGGGAGAUCCAGACGUCCUCAUGGGGCUAUCUGAGCGCUCGCGCUGGUGAACAUGGUCUUGAUAUCAUUGAUCUGCUCAAUCGUGCACCCUCCAAACAGGUCGACAACCAGUCCCAGUGGGAUGUGAGGCAUACAUCGACCUUCAAGAUCGUAGGCCGCCAUGUUCUAAAUCUGUGGCGUGUGAUGCGCGUCGAGAUUACGCUCAAUACGUACUCUUUCGAGAACGUGGUGUUCCAUGUGCUUCACCAGAGAAUUCCUAAAUACAACCCCGCCACGCUGCGGUCUUGGUAUCAGGACUCGGUCUUCGCCCACAGAGCGAAAGUGUUUGCCUACUUCUUGGACAGAACCUUUAUUGUACUGCGUCUGCUGGAUGAGACGGAAGUGAUCACCAAGACCGCGGAAUUUGCCCUCGAAAGCUUCAUGUUCCGCAUAGCGAAACCAGAGAGCUUCGUGCUUCUCUCCCCUAGUAAACAAGACGUUGGACGGCAGAAUGCAGCAGAGGCCAUGCCACUGAUCAUGGAGCCUCAGUCCGCGUUCUACACAAGUCCAACGCUGGUACUCGAUUUCCAGAGCUUGUAUCCGUCUAUUAUGAUUGCCAACAACUAUUGCUAUUCGACUUUUCUUGGUCGUAUCCAAGAGUUCCAAGGGCGCCAGAAAUUUGGGGUGACCGACCUCGAUCUCCGGCCCGGCGUCAUUGAAGAGCUCAAGGAGCACAUCACCGUGAGCCCCACUGGCAUGAUGUUUGUGAAACCGCAAGUGCGGCAGGGCUUGCUGGGGCGGAUGCUCGUUGAGCUUCUGGACACGCGAGUGAUGGUCAAACAGGCCAUGAAAGGGAUCAAAAAUGACAAGGCUCUGAAGCGCGUGCUCGAUGCCAGGCAACUGGGCUUGAAAUUUAUCGCCAAUGUCACUUAUGGGUACACCAGCGCAUCGUUCUCAGGUCGGAUGCCUGCUGUGGAAAUCGCUGAUUGUAUCGUCCAGAGUGGGAGGGAGACCUUGGAGAGGGCAAUCGACACAAUCAAUCGCACAGAAAAGUGGGGGGCACAGGUUGUCUACGGCGAUACCGACUCCGUCUUCGUGUUGAGUGAUUUUUACAAUUACAAUAUGAAUCUCACAUGUUUGAAGAAACUUGCCAGGGAGAACGAAAGAUCAAGCGUUCCGUAUUGCGGUGACGAACGAUCUCGCAGCAAUCCCGUCCCCAUCAAACUCAAGUUUGAAAAGGUCUAUCUCCCAUGUGUAUUGCUCGCGAAGAAACGCUAUGUCGGAUUCAAGUACGAGCAUCCAGACGACGUUGAGCCCGUGUUCGACGCAAAGGGCAUUGAAACGGUCCGGCGCGACGGCGUGUUGGCCCAGAGGAAGAUGACCGAAACCUGUCUCAAAAUGCUGUUUCGCACACAAGAUCUCAGCGAGAUCAAGGAUUACUGCUACCGGUCAUGGGCCAAGCUGCUCGAGGGUAAAGCCUCGGUGGAGGACUUCACAUUCGCCAAAGAAGUACGGAUGGGGACGUAUAGCAACAACGGCCCGCCACCUCCAGGCGUCGCUCUUGCCGCUAAACAAGCCGUCAUCGAAAAUAGAGAACCUCAGUACAGCGAACGGGUCCCCUAUGUCAUCUCCACCGGUCCUCCGGAUUCUCGGCUGGUCGACAGAGUGGUCGCACCGCUCGACAUCCUCCGUAAUCGGCAUCUGCACCUCGACGCCGACUAUUACAUCACACGCGUGCUCAUCCCCCCUCUGGAUCGAAUCCUCAGCCUCACCGGAGCCGACGUCCGCAAAUGGUACAUGGACAUGCCGAGGCCGAAGUCGGUGGACGCACAGUUGCUGUCGCCCAGCAAAGCCAAGGCUGCCCAGAUUGAAGACAACGGAAACAACAUCUACGAGCACUUUUACAAUUCGGUCUGCGUUGCCUGUGAAGCCCCCGCAUAUGAAGGUCCGUCCGGCGCUGCUGUAUCCCGGAUUCAGGACGAAAUAAUCUUUUCAGAGUUAUGCUCGGAAUGUUCGGUCGACCCCCAAAGAGCACUGCCCGGCAUUCUGUUCAAGAUUCGCAAGGGCGAGAAACGAGUUUUAGAAGCACAUCAGGUCUGUGGGUCAUGCUCAAACUCCCCAGCAGGCGAUCCCAUCGAGUGCGAGUCACUGGAUUGCUCCUGGAUGUACAGACGAACGAAAGCGGUUCACAAGUUGGAUUUCCUAGAGAAUCUGGCCAGGUUACUCGAAGCUGACAUAUAA